Coccomyxa subellipsoidea C-169 is the source of this 1572-nucleotide messenger RNA. Its product is annotated as farnesyl diphosphate synthase. Gene Ontology annotation, biological process: trans, trans-farnesyl diphosphate biosynthetic process. The record is from RefSeq and is a predicted model, not a curated record. The transcript is spliced from 8 exons. Gene Ontology annotation, cellular component: cytoplasm. NCBI's taxonomy places the organism in Eukaryota, Viridiplantae, Chlorophyta, Trebouxiophyceae, Coccomyxaceae. Gene Ontology annotation, molecular function: (2E,6E)-farnesyl diphosphate synthase activity; dimethylallyltranstransferase activity. Bases 10 to 1029 code for a protein of 339 amino acids.
CAGGAUUUUAUGAAGGUAUACACAGUGCUGACGGAUGAGCUGGUCGCUGAUGAGCUGAUUGCUGGCCAACCGUCCUUCUCAGCGGAUUACAUGCGCAGGAUGCUGGACUACAAUGUUCCAGGAGGCAAGCUGAACCGAGGGUUAGCCGUGGGGGACAUCCUGGGACACCUACAAAAGGACGAGGCAAGACCCCUCAACAGCACUGAAAUGCAAAUGUUUGAGGCAAAUGUUCUGGGGUGGUGCAUCGAGUGGUUGCAAGCUUUCUUCCUGGUGGCAGACGACAUCAUGGACAACUCCAUCACUCGAAGGGGGCAGCCCUGUUGGUACAGAGCCGAGGGGGUUGGGUUGGUGGCAUGCAAUGACUACAUCAUUCUGGAGUCCUGCAUCUAUCGCAUUUUGAAGAAGCACUUUGGGCAGAAGCCCUACUACGGCCUGCUCCUAGACUUCUUCCACGAGACCACGCAUCAGACAGCCCAUGGGCAGCUCCUGGAUAUCACCACAGCGCCCAUUGGCACAGUGGAUCUGUCCAAGUACACCGAGGAGACCUACCUUCGAAUUGUCACCUUCAAGACAGCUUUCUAUUCUUUCUACCUGCCUGUCGUCUGCGGCCUGCUUGUUGGGGGCACCAACAGCGAGGCUGCUUUCAACACAGCCAAGGACAUCUGCAUCCAGAUGGGCCAGUACUUCCAGAUCCAGGAUGACUAUCUGGACUGCUAUGGCGACCCAGAGGUGAUCGGCAAAGUGGGCACUGACAUCCAGGACAACAAGUGUUCGUGGCUUGUGGUGCAGGCCCUUAAAAGAGCCAGUGCGGCCCAGCUUGAGGUCAUAAAGGAGCACUAUGGCAGAGACAAUGAAGAGUCCAUUCAGAGGAUUAAGGAAGUCUUUGUCGAGUUGGAGUUGGAGCGGGUGUUCAAGGAGUAUGAGCAGGCCAGCUAUGAGAAGCUUAGCGCAGAGAUCUCCACGCAGAAGGAGCUGCCUGCAGAGGUCUUCACGGCGCUGUUAAAAAAGAUCUACAAGCGACAAAAGUAAGAAUAAUUACCAUGCCAUGACUGAAGCGUGUGUGCUAUUUGUUGAGAAUUGAGAGCGCUGCAUCAGUGAGCCGUAUUUGAUUACAACACUACUAGUAACUAGAUAAAUCCCUGGAAAUCAUGGUGCAAUUCUGCCUACUGGCACACUUUCAGCAGAGCGACGCCUCAAAUUUUUGCUUCUGCACCUCUUUGAUUGGGCAGAGCUCAAGCAGGUGACUAAAUAAAGCACAUGAUCAAUUUGAAGAUCCUGUUCUGAGUACUGGAGUAUGUCUUCUUUGGAGCCCGCAGUGUGAUCAUAGCUUGUCACAGCACCAUGCCUGAUCAUGAUAUGGCGCAUGUGUUCUCAGAGAUACUUUGGAUCCUCCCGUGGGUAUAUAUCAUAGCAUGAUGCUGAAUUCACGUUGUCAUUUACACGCGCACACUGGUUGCUGCCAUGCAUGGCUAAUCUAUUCCAUGGAGUUGUCCUCCCUGCUGAAGUUCAGGUCUAAACAGUUUGGCGCAGAGUGCUCCCUAUUGUAAGUGGACUGAGUAAAUCGGUACAGAU